CAUGCACAGCAGGACACCGAUGCUGCUUUCAGCGGAACGCUGAAGAGUCGCACUUACGAGAACUACAGGCUUAACAAACGAUAACUUCCAUUUUUGUGUUGUUUUUCUUCUGAAGUACCGGUGGAUGGCAACACUCUCCGUUAAAAUGUCUGUAAAUUUUGUAAUAGCAAGGGAUGAUUGAAAGCUUUGUGAAAUUUUAGCCAACUUCUGUUAUUAUUAUCUUGCAGUGAAGUUUACAUUUAUCCAGUUAAAAAGUGAAGGGCUACAACUCAUAUCACAAAAAUAUCUGGUUAAUGUAAGUUUUUAAUGACAUAAAUCCCAAAGUUAGAUGCGAAUAAUAAUAAUUUAGAGGUUAAGAUAAAAACUUAAGCGUAAAAGUUAAAAUUCUCCUUUUAUAUAGGUAGUAGAAGAUAAUUAAGAAUUUAUGUGUUACGAGGACAUAAAGUGAAACAACAGUCUCUAAUAGUAAUUUUGUUUAAAUUUUAGUUUUGUUUUCACCGAGACACUAUAUUGAAUUUCAGGCCUGCUAAAAUUCUGAACUCUUGGAUUUAUGAUCUCACGAAGGACCCAUGAAGGUAUCAAAAGAGCUCACGUGUACUGUAGCGAGCAACAAUUAAGUGGACUUCGUAAUAAAACGUCAUUGUCCAUUUGUCGAAUAAGCGUGAACGUUUUUCAAAGAUUAUUAAAAUAUUAAAUUUUGAAAAAAAUGCGCAAUUUAAAAAUAAAGUCAUACAGUUGGUCAUGUGAGCCAAUACGUCAUCGUGUCACAAGGUAAAUAACAUGGCUGCUUGCAUGGUUUUAUAUUCUUACCCCCAGCUGUUGUUAGCUCAAUUUUAAUGUAUACUACCGUAAAACAGGUACAGAUAUGAUAUUUUGCUCCUUUUCUUGGUAGCAUACGUUCGCUGGCAGGUCUUGCUUCACACCGUACAAGCCUGGAAAUAGAGGUGUUUAGAUAGCUGCGUCGCAUAAAAUCCGACUUCCCAGACAGAGUAGUCUCGACUAAAGCCAUGGCCUCAUCAUUUGUCGUCGGGGAUCAGUUCAGAAAUAAGGUGACAGAGUUAGUGGAAAAGACAGGCUCACCUCUGCCACAACGCCUGAGAGAAGAAGUGGAGGAGAUCCUUAUGAAGCCAGGACCAGCAACCCUGUCCUUCAGUACAGCAAGAAAACUCAAGAAAUACCUUCAGGACAAAGAUUUUCUAGGGCAUCCUUUCUUCCUGCAUGAGUUGUUGGAAGACAGCUCACUGCACCUACCUGAGGUUGUGAAGCCUCCCAGAAACCCUGAGCUGGUCGCACGUCUGGAGAGGAUCAAAACCAAACUGGCCAAUGAGGAAUACAAUAGGAUCACACGUAAUGUCAACACUCAGGAAAUCAACCGGAAUGGGACAUUAGCAGAUUUUGGGCGGCAAGUGCGAUCAGUCAAAGCAGUGGUGGUGACUGUAUUCAAUUUCCUGGUAACAGUAGUUGCUGCUUUUGCCUGUUCGUACAUGGGCAGUCAGUACCUGUUCACAGAGACUACAGCGCGAGUGAUAUCAGCUGUGAUUGCUGCAUCUGUAGUCGGUCUUGCUGAGCUAUAUGUCCUGGUCCGGACCAUGGAGGGAGAACUAGGGGAACCAUAGCAGCUAUGCACAACAAAUGAGGGAAACUGUAAUCUUUGUAAGCAAAACCGGAAAACUUUAGCAGCCCACAAAGCAGAAGUUUGCUAACCACAUCAAGCCUACUGAUUCUGAACAGACAUCUUACUUUGCAAUGAAAAUUUUGUGGACUUUGGGCCUUUUAUUUGUAAGAAAAAUUGGUGGAAUAAUUUGAAAGUUACUGAGAAUUUACAAAUUAAUGGCAUUGGUACCACUAAAUGGAAGGUGGAACAUUAUCAGAAAGCGAAUUGGUUUAAAAUGACUGAAAAUCUUUUCUUUGACUUACUUUGAUACUACUGCUUAAGCUUACAUUCCACCUGUCCAGACUUUUAUAUAUGAGUCAUAUUUCUUAUUUAUUUAAAAUAAUUUUGUAUUUCAUAUUUUUUCCUGAAACUACAACCUCUAGUUUUUUUCCCCCUCCUCUUUCACCUUGGCACUGCCCUAUAAAAUGAUUGAUUUUCUCCAUUCUGUUCUCAGAUGUAAUCAUAUUUUUGUGUUCAAUAAAAUCGUCGGUGCUGACUGAAGCUAAUCCAUUAAGUUGUUAGCUCCAGUUAGCAUUAAGUUCCC
Molecule: messenger RNA, 2198 nt
Organism: Xiphias gladius (swordfish)
Lineage: Eukaryota; Metazoa; Chordata; Actinopteri; Istiophoriformes; Xiphiidae
Gene: vma12
Product: transmembrane protein 199
Exons: 6
Coding region: 1008-1616 (202 amino acids)
Biological process (GO): vacuolar proton-transporting V-type ATPase complex assembly
Cellular component (GO): endomembrane system
Source: RefSeq, a predicted model, not a curated record